Molecule: messenger RNA, 4578 nt
Organism: Aspergillus wentii DTO 134E9
Lineage: Eukaryota; Fungi; Ascomycota; Eurotiomycetes; Eurotiales; Aspergillaceae
Product: putative RNA helicase/RNAse III
Exons: 16
Coding region: 1-4578 (1525 amino acids)
Biological process (GO): siRNA processing
Cellular component (GO): nucleus; RISC complex; cytoplasm
Molecular function (GO): ribonuclease III activity; ATP binding; DNA binding
Source: RefSeq, a predicted model, not a curated record
AUGGAGUUAUUGGAGUCUUACGAGGAGCCAGUAUCUGGAAAUGACCAGAUACCCACUGAGCCCUUGCCAGCUGUGCCUCCUGACAAUAUCUUAGUAGAUGUUGAUGCCGAUGAGAAAGACGAUAGCUCGUCAGAUGAUUCAAACGAUGAGAAGGAGACGCCCGCGGAUCAUAAAAACGUCUCUCAGCGCCGUCGAGUCCAGAAUGCUAGGUUUGAAGCUCUGCUUUCCAAACGUGCUGACCCUGCUUCCAUCGAUACCACCAAAGCGGCACCUCCUGAUUUACCAGAGGCACAACUCUCCACAGCUCACUUGGUAGCAAAGCAAGAUCUUGGGUCGGGGACGCUGGACCCUCGGGAAUAUCAAUUGGAGCUUUUCGAACGAGCAAAGGCGCAGAAUACAAUUGCUGUGCUUGAUACUGGCUCCGGGAAGACCUUGAUUGCUGUGCUUUUGCUGAGGCACGUAAUUCAAAAUGAGCUGGUUGAUCGUGGUGUAGGAAAACCACAUCGCAUAUCAUUCUUCUUGGUCGACAGCGUCACUCUCGCAUACCAGCAGGCCGCUGUUCUCCGCAACAAUUUGGAUCAAAAUGUGGCCCAAUUCUUCGGCGCCAUGGGUACUGACCUAUGGAGCAAACAAGUCUGGGAUGAGCAUUUUGCAAAGAACAUGGUAAUAGUCUGUACAGCAGAGAUUUUAUACCAGUGUCUGCUUAAUUCGUACGUGAGGAUGAAUCAAAUAAAUCUGUUGGUUUUUGACGAGGCCCAUCACACCAAGAAAGAUCACCCUUAUGCAAGAAUCAUCAGAGACUCUUACUUCAAAGAGGUUCCAUCUAAACGUCCUAGGAUCUUUGGGAUGACGGCGUCCCCGAUUGAUGCCAAAGGCGACAUCAUAGAAGCAGCUACGCGACUCGAGACACUCUUGGACAGUCAGAUUGCAACGACAUCGGAUUUCACAUUACUACGACAAGUCGUCAGUCGCCCUAUGGAGAAAGUGUGGACAUACGAUAAACUAGAGCCACAUUUUGCAACGAAGCUCUACAAGAUAAUGAAAGAAAAAUAUGGCGACAUGGGCUCUCUUGAAGGUGUUUUCAGAUUCGCCUGGAAUGCAAGCUCUGAGUUAGGUAAAUGGUGCUCGGAUCGAGCGUGGACUCACGCCUUAGCAGAUGAUGUGCUGCCAAAGCUCGAAGGCAACGUUAACAAGCUCUCCCACUCUGACGCCGGGGGCCAGAUACCUGAAAGUGCCUACAAAGAGAUUGCGCGAAUCAAGGAAGCCAAUGAGACUGUCAAGAGCCAUAUGUUCAAAGACCCCGACACUCCAGGCGAGCUCAGCUCUAAAGUACAGAUUCUUCGCAAAGAACUCGGCAAAUAUUUCGUAUCAACGACAGAUACAAAGUGCAUUGUUUUCACUCAGAAACGAUACACGGCCAAGAUCUUAUUUGAGCUUUUCACGGAAUUGAACAUUGCUCAUCUACGCCCUGGUGUGCUUGUUGGCGUUCGAUCGAGCGAUAUUGCGGGGAUAAAUACGACAUUCCGUCAACAGUUUAUGGCUCUGAUGAAAUUUAGAAAAGGAGAAAUUAAUUGCCUGUUUGCUACCUCAGUAGCCGAAGAAGGCCUCGACAUUCCAGAUUGCAAUUUGGUGGUCAGGUUCGACUUGUAUCACACUUUGAUUCAAUAUGUACAAAGCCGUGGUCGAGCUCGUCAUUUCAACUCGACGUAUGCAAGUAUGGUUGAGAGAGACAAUGCAGAGCAUGAAGCACGGCUGAUGGAAGUCCGGGACGCAGAAAAAGUCAUGCAAAGUUUUUGCGAAAGCCUCCCAGAAGAUCGAAUACUACAUGGCUAUGAUCACGAUUUGGGCCUGCUUCUACAAAAGGAUGAGGGCAAAAGAACGUACACUAUCAAGGCUACGGGUGCAAAGUUAACAUAUCAUUCUGCCGUAGCUAUCCUCGCACGUUACGCUAGUUCUUUGCAAUAUGAAAAGGAAUCACUGAUUCAAGUUACCUAUGUUGUUCUUCCUGUGAACAGUACCUUCACUUGUGAAGUCAUCCUCCCGGAAAAGUCGCCCAUUCGAGGACUAACAGGACGUCCCUCGAUCAAAAAAUCUACUGCCAAACAGUCUGCGGCAUUCGAUACUUGUCUCUUGUUGAGAAAGCAAGGACUUCUGGAUGACUAUUUUAAUUCAAUUUAUCACAGACGUCUACCUGCGAUGAGAAACGCAAAAUUGGCCAUUACGUCUAAGCAGACAAAUCAAUACGCCAUGAUGUCAAAACCAUCCUUCUGGGGCAGUGGACAUGAUACUCUUCCAGUGAAGCUCUACGCUACCCUUGUUUCGUUUAUGCCUUCGAAAGCCCUUACACGAGAGCACGGAACUAUAGUUUUGCUGACCAGGGAAAAGCUGGUAAAGCUCCCAAACUUCUCCAUUUUCCUUGACGAAGAUGUAGAGACCACUGUGAUUUCGGUCUCUGCAGAAAAUAUCCUACUGGUAUCAACUCAAGAUUUGGAGUGUUUGACAACAUUCACGCUUCGUGUCUUUCGAGAUGUGUUUCACAAGAUUUAUGAACGGCAAACCGAGAAAAUGUCAUAUUGGCUAGCUCCAGCAAGUGCCGGGGCAGCUUUUGAAGAAAGGGCUGAACCAAGAACUGUUAUUGACUGGAAACUGUUAUCAUUUGUCGAGGGAAACGAUGGGAUAGAAUCCGUUGGUAUGACCCCAGAAUCCCUCGUCAACCGGUUUGUCUACGAUCAUUGGGAUGGGAGGUAUCGGUAUUUCACCACUACGGUAGAUGAUACGCUUCGUCCUUCGGAUCCUCCUCCAUCUUUUGUUCCGCGUCGCAGGCAUAUGGAAAAUAUCAUGAACUAUUGCUUAAGUUUGUCGAAAAAUUCGCGUGCGAAAUUUCUUUCCAGUUGUGAUUGGGACCAACCAGUCCUAAAGGCAGAGCUCGUUCGUCUGCGAAGAAAUCUUCUUGACAAAAUGUCAGAGCAGGAGAAGGACAUGGGAACUAGAUGUGUCAUUUGUUUACAGCCUUUGAAAAUCUCUACUAUCCCUGCAUCAAUCGCCGCCUCCUGUUUGGCAUUCCCGGCUAUUAUCAGCAGAAUCGAUUCUUAUUUGGUGGCUCUCGAAGCCUGUGAUAUUCUAGACUUGACCAUUCUACCAGAAUAUGCUCUGGAAGCAUUUACCAAGGACUCUGACAACACGGAAGAGCACAGAGGCCAACAAAUCCAAUUUCAAAGAGGCAUGGGCAAGAACUAUGAGCGUCUUGAAUUCUUAGGAGACUGCUUCCUAAAAAUGGCUACUUCGAUUUCCCUUUUCACGCAAAACCCUGAUGACGACGAGUUUGACUAUCAUGUGAACCGGAUGUGUCUUAUCUGCAAUAAGAACUUGUUCAAUACGGCUAUCAAGAAGGAGCUUUAUAAAUACAUCCGAAGUCGUGGAUUCUCUCGGCACGCAUGGUAUCCCGAAGGCCUUACUCUGCUACAGGGUAAGGAUCAUAGCAAAAAGGUAUCCGCUGAAGCAAAACAUGCUCUUGGAGAAAAGACAAUUGCAGAUGUUUGCGAGGCAUUGAUAGGAGGGUCUCUGCUCUCAGGUGGCCCUGAGCAUCGGUUUGACGUCGCUGUUAAAGCAGUGAGUGCGCUUGUUGACAGCCCAAGUCACAGCUUCUCGUGCUGGAAAGACUACUAUUCUCUGUAUUCUCUGCCAAAGUAUCAAAUCCAUCCGCCGGAUGGCUUUGAGCUUGAUCUUUCUCAGAAGGUUUUUGAUAAAUUGGGGUAUAAUUUCAAAUACCCUCGACUGCUGCGAUCGGCUUUCACACAUCCAUCAUACCCUUCAGCGUGGGCCCAAGUGCCAUGUUAUCAGCGACUCGAGUUCCUGGGAGAUUCUUUGUUGGACAUGGUUUGCGUUGAAGAUCUAUUUGGUCGAUUCCCUGAUCGAGAUCCCCAGUGGCUCACGGAGCAUAAGAUGGCGAUGGUAUCCAACAAGUUCCUCGGUGCUUUGGCUGUUAGGCUUGGGCUACACAGGCAUCUUAGGCAUUUCAGCAAUCCAUUGCAGUCGCAGAUUACCAAUUAUGCAGAGGAGAUCGAGACAGCGGAAACUGAGAGUGAAAGCGGAGUAGACUACUGGGUUGUUACGAAGGACCCGCCUAAGUGUCUGCCAGACAUGGUUGAAGCGUACCUUGGAGCUACCUUUGUUGACUCGGGCUUCAGUUAUGACGUAGUGCAAGAGUUCUUCCAAAACCACGUCAAGCCAUUCUUCCAUGAUAUGGCGAUCUACGACACGUUUGCCAACAAGCAUCCAACCACGUUUCUACACAGCAGGUUGACAAACGAGUACGGCUGCACCAAUUAUUGCCUGAAGGCGGGAGAGAUCCCAGCUGGCGACGGAGGACCAGGUAGUGUUUUGGCAGCUGUGAUCGUGCAUGAUUCCGUCAUUGCAGAAGGAACAGCAUCAUCUGGUCGCUAUGCCAAAGUGAAGGCGAGCGAGAAAGCACUCACCCUACUUGAAGGAAUGCUUCCAUUUGAGUUUCGCAGGAAAUACCACUGUGACUGCCAGGAGAAAGGCAGUGCUCAAGAUACAGAUAUGGGGACUGCGAUUUAG